Molecule: messenger RNA, 7367 nt
Organism: Centruroides sculpturatus (bark scorpion)
Lineage: Eukaryota; Metazoa; Arthropoda; Arachnida; Scorpiones; Buthidae
Exons: 17
Biological process (GO): cellular component organization
Molecular function (GO): actin binding
Source: RefSeq, a predicted model, not a curated record
AUAUUACUUUUUUUAUUAUUUUUACCACUCUGUGUGUUGGCCUACUUUCAAGGACGAACUGACUUAUUGCACAGGUGAUAUCAUAUCCCAACACCUGUUCAUCUUUAUGCUCGUCAAAUGCUCAUUGCUCAUAUUUUUCCACAUUUUAUUCAUUCCAUCAAAUACGAAAACUUGUAAAAAAUCUCAGGAAACAAAUCCAAUCUUGAAACGACGAAUGAUGAGCUCUGUCAGAAUGAGACAGGUGCACAGGUGGUUCCAGCACCUUUAAACACCGUGAAACAGGUGAAAAUCACUACUUAGAAAGCACCUGCACAACCAGUUCGUUUUUCGUUUCCGCAGUAUCCACAGCGAAUCUCCAGAAAGUUAAAAAGAAAUUUCAUUGUAAAAAUAAUUUCAAUGAAAAAUCAUCUAUGUAGUAAAAUAGAUUAGUUAGAAAAUCAAAGUUAGAUCAUUUUCUUUAAGUACAAGUAUAUCGCCCGCAGCGAGAAGAAGAUCUGACAGAAGUUUAAAUGAAUGACGUCACAAGGUUGACGGGGAAUUUUGAAGAUUUUGCAUAAUUCUUAGUUGAUCCAAGAAAAACUUAUUUGUCAUUUUAUAAUUAAGCAUAUGUCAUUCCGUUGUAGUUUUCCCUUUCGAUCCCGUUUAACAGUAUUAUUUGCAGGUUUAAAACAGUUUAAAACAACGAAAAACAAGAGCUGCGAUCACGAAGAUCGAUUAUGGCUGCAAUAAAAAACAGGACGACGUAUCACUUUUAAUUUCGUCCGCAUUUUGGUUGAUGGGGAGUUUCCUUUCUUCCUCACCCAGACCCUUUGGUUAGAAUAUAUUGCCAGGAAGUUGACACGUUCCAAAGGAUGAUUCACAAAAUUAAUGUCAACUUGGGUGGUACUUAGAGAAGAGAGCGAAACUCAAGAUACAAAAGGAUAAAUAAAAAAAAAAAGACUGUGGAAGAAUUAACCAUUAAUCAGUCAUAUGAACUUUUGCCAUUAAUCAGAUUGAAACCAAGUUGAAUAUGAAGAGUUUUGAUAUAAAACUACAUACAAGAUUAUCAUCGAAAAAUAAGAAGCAGGAUCAAUACAUCAAUUACUCCAGAAUAAAAUGCGUAUUUCCAUUAUGAUCUUAUGUUUUUAACGAAAUGAUCUUUGGAUGAUAAAGAACAUGGAUCCGCAUAUUGACUUGGAAUAUAUUGUUGAUAAUAAAGAUUACACGCAAAAGUUGGCUAGUGCGUUAGAUACAAAUAAAACAAAAGUCAAGAAGCAGAUUUUCGAGUUAUUGUCGGCGCUAAGUGUUUAUAAUUCUGAUGGCUUCCAAAGAGUUUUAGAAACUUUAGAACAUUAUAAGAACAAUAAAAAUCAAAGGUAUAGGUUCAAAUUUUUAGUGGACGAAUUAAGAGAAGCUAAAGAUGCAGAUUAUCAAACGGCUCUCAUGGCACUCGUUAAUUGCAUCAUCAUCUCUUCGUCGGCGCUCAAAGACCGAAUCAAAUACAGAAAUGAAUUUAUUGGUCUUAAAAUUUUGGAUGUCAUCCGACAACUGAGGAAAGAAUGUCCUGACAACUCUGAUUCUGAUUUAACGGUGCAAUUGGAUGUAUUUGAUGAGCAAAGAUACACUGACGAAGGUCAAAUUACCGGUCCUGAUGGGGUGGAUUUGAACAGCCAUUUAGACGUAUUUUAUGCCAUAUUAAGACAGGUGGCAGAAACUCCUCAAGAAAUACCAUUUCUUAAUAUUCUUCAGCAUUUAUUACGGGUUGAUUAUUCACUUCCCAUAUCAGAUAUUAUAUGGGACACUGCAGAGACUUUGGUUCAUCGAGCAACUUUAUUGGAAAGUAAAGAAGAUUCGGAGAAGUUAUUGCGUUCACCGAACUCUUAUCACAGUCUUAAUAAGUUGAGAAUAACUGAAAUUAAAUGUCAAUGUUCGUGCCAUAGGAAUGAAGAUUCUGAAGGAAGAACGCGAAGACGAACACCGAUUCAACUUAAUUUUGGAGAUGGAACUAGAACUCCCGGUAUAUUAUCGCCAACAGGUUCUGUCAGUCAAAUCGAUUUCGCUUCACCUAGAUCGAAUGUUACCUCACCGCCACCGCCGCCGCCACCUCCCCCUCCUCCUAUUGCUCCUAUUGUUUCGACUUCUGUUCCCCCGCCACCACCACCUUUACCGCCAUCUCUGACAUCUUUUUCUCCGCCACCACCGCCACCACCGCCGCCACCACCUCCUCCGCCUCUUCCAAAUGGAUGCGGUCCUCCUCCCCCUCCUCCACCUCCUCCGCCACCACUUUUUGGUAGCACUCCUCCUCCUCCACGUUCUUUAUCUUCUAGCCCUCAACCUUCCGAAAUGGACAUUAAACUCCCUCAACAGGAAACUCCAAAACCGAAAAGUAAAAUGAAAACUCUUAAUUGGAAUAAAAUUCCCGCUCACAAAAUUGUUGGAAAGAAUAACCUAUGGUCAAUCGUCGCUAAAACUCACAAUGGUAGUCCAAACGAUCUAGAUUUUGUUACAAUGGAAGGGUUAUUUUGCCAACAGAGCAAUAUGGUUAACGGUCAAGCUUCUCCCCAAUUAAGGAAAAGAGAAACGGGAGAUUACGUCGAUCGAAAGAAAAGAGAAUCGCUAGAAAUAACGUUACUGGAUGGAAAAAGAAGUUUAAAUGUAAACAUAUUUCUUAAACAAUUCAGAAGCACAAACGAAGAAAUUAUUUCUAUUUUAAAAGAAGGAAGACACUCUGAUAUUGGUGCCGAACGAUUAAGAGGUUUACUUAAAAUACAACCAGAAUCAGAUGAAGUAAUUUUUAUAAUUUAUAUAUUAUUAUUAUUUUAUAAAGUCUGUCUAUCUAUUACUAAAGGCUUGUUGCUGCAACCAAUACUCUCUCUCCUCUUCAUCCCUUUUAAAUUCAUAACAUAGGGAGGAUAUGCGGGUAAUGCAGCGGGUUUUAAGACUAUGUCGCUUUUAAAAGUGACUGAUAUUAGAGCUAAUAAACCUGGAAUGAAUCUUGUUCAUUAUGUUGCAGUGGAAGCUGAAAAGAAAAAUACAGAACUGUUAAAAUUUACCGAUGAACUGGUCAAUUUAGAAGAAGCAGCGAAAUUAUCAAUCGAUAAUUUGAAAUCUGAAGUUUCUAGUCUAAGUCAAAGAGUGUCCAAAAUUUCACAACAAGUUGCUUCGGCGGAAGAUGAAAUUAAAGAGCAAAUGGAAGAUUUUUUAAAGCGUGCAGAAUGUGAUGUCUCUUUGAUUAAUAAGGACAUCGAGAAUUUAAAUAUUAUACGUAAGGAUUUAGCAGACUUUUUAUGCGAAGAUUUUGAAACAUUUAAACUAGAAGAGUGCUUUAAAGUAUUUCAAAGUUUCUGCCAAAAGUUUAAAACAGCCGUACAAGAAAAUGAAAGAAGGAAACAACAAGAAAAAAGAGCCGAAGAACGAAGAAGACAGAAGGAAGAACAAGCAAAUAUGAAACGUCGAAGUUAUGCAGGUACAGAAAUUCGCGGUGUUUCUAACACCGAUACAGAUUCGAUUAUGGACAUGUUAUUAGGUGAUAUAAGAACUGGAUUCCCUCAACGAUUCAGCGAUGGUUAUAAAGGCAGAAAAAAUAGAAAUACAGAUUAUGCUCGUCUGAAUAGUCAAACUGGAAGUCUAACUUCAGAAGAUGAAUAUCUCAGUUCGCCGAAAAUGCUUAGAAGAAGAAUCGGAUCUAUGGGUUCGAUUCCUGCUAACACUGAAACUCCAGAUAGUAUUUCGGAUUCUCCUGACGUCACUCCUAACGGAACAAUGAGAAGACGCAGAAGUAGAUUAUCCUCAGAAGAGCAAGAGGAUUGUUUGAUGGAUUUCCUUCGCCAAGGUUCCGAGUUAGAAGCUAGAGACAGAAGAUCAUGGGGAAGUUAUGAUGGAGGAUCAUUAGACAGAUCAUGGUUAAGGCGAUCUGGAAGAAGACGAAGACAAGAUCUUUUGUCUGCGGAUCUUAACGAUAGAGAGCGUCCUGCUUCUCCAAUUUCUCCUAUGAUGGAUAAAUGCAUAGAAUUGCCAGAAACAGAACCCGUAAAACCUAAGCAGUGGAAAAGGAAAAUAGAGGAUUGGCUCAGAGAAAACGAAAAAGAACAGGAGAAAGAGAAAAAAUUAAGUGAAAGAUUGAAUUUAGAAAGAAAGAAAAGACACGAAUUAGAUCUUUUAGAAAAUCGUUUAGGAAAUAUCGAAAAAGAUGAAAUUUGGAAAGAUACAGGUCUUGCAACUCUUCACGAAUCAAAAGCAGAUAAUGAAGGACAGAAAUUAGAUAACACAAUUAUUUGUCCAGAUAUAAUAACAUCGGAAAUUGUUGAAACUCCUCAAACAAAAGAUAAAUCCAAGUGGAGAAAGAGUAAUCUUAACGUCUCUGAUGAAAUGGAAUCAUUAGAUAAUAAGACAAUAAAUCAAAAUUCUGAUAAUAAUAGUAAUAAUAAUAAUAAGAGUUCAAGAUUCUAUGUCAGACGUUCAUCAAUAGAUCCAAUUAAUCCAGAAAAUAAACGUUUAUUUAAUGAAGAUUGUAAAAUAAACGGAAUGUUUCACAAUCAAAACGAAAAAAUUGAAAAUGUCGAUAAUAUUACACUGGAAUCAAAAAUAACAACCAAUGACUUAAGAUGUCCACAAACGAGCAACUCUCAGAUUGAGGAAAAGGAAAUACCUAUUCCUCCUAUGAGAAAUUCGAAAGCAUAUCAAAGUCUUCGAGAACCGAAUUGGAAAUUAAGAGAAAGAAAAGAAGAAUUAAAAUUACAGGAUCAGCUUGACACGAAAGAUUGCGAGAAAAAGAACGACAAUUUGAAAGAUCUAGUAAAAUCUGAUUCAUGUUUAGAUGAAAAUUCGGAAGGAAAUUUUAAUAGAUUUUCUCUGAUGAGGAGGACUACAAGACGCCCACGACAUAAAGAUUUAGAUAUGCAUAAAGAUAUAGAUAAUGAAAUUAUUAAAAAAGAUAUUCAAAAUUCAAAAUCGAAAACGGAAUCUAAAAAAUCUGACUCUGAACUUGAUUAUAUUGAAGGUGCUAUUCAACAUAUUAAUAUAGCUAGUCAAGAAAUUAAAGAACUCGAUAAAGUAGAAGAAAAAGAAACUUUGGCAGAAAAAGAAAAUAGGAAGAGACCAAGCACAUUAAAAUCGAAAUUAGUUAAACGACUCCAUUCCUUGACAGAAAAUCUAAAACCCUCAGGGAAAGAAUGUGAAUCUCAAAACAAUAAUAGUGAGAACGCUGAUAUCGAAAAUAUUUUAACCAAUUCCAAUAUAAAUCAUUUUAAAAAUUCAAUUGAUAAUAUUGCACACGAAAAAGUAUUCCGUUCAACUUUAGUAAUGACUCCAACAUCGCCUAUGUCAGAAAACAAAACACUAUUUUCUACUUCAAACAAUGGUAAAAAUCCAGAUUCUGUAAAUAAUACAAAAUCUUCCAAAGAAUUAUCCAAUGAGAAAAAUGAAUUUCAUUUUAACGAAGCAAAAAAACACAUCAUAAAUGUAGAUAAGCCCGUUUUGCAGAGUCCUUCCAAAGUAGUCACUAGUCAUAUUGUUCCACUCAAAUCGCGGACUUCAGAUGAACCAGAAAAAGAUGAAGGUUUUGAAGAAACCCAGUCGCAACUCAGUGAAACUCUUUCUCAAGCUACUUCUAGUUGUGCUUACGACACAGAUUUAGUAGAUUCUCCUAAAAGUUUUAGAAUAAAGAAAGAAGAAUGCUCAGUAAAUUUACCUAAUACUCAACAAACUGAACAAAAGACGUGUACAGUAGAAAAUGCAGAAAAAUCAAAAGAAGAGAGUAAAGUAGUUAAAAGUUCACCACAAAAACCAUCAAAAAUACCUCAGAGACCUUCUACAUUAGGAAUCCCUGUCCUCAACAGAUCUUUAAGUAUAUCUGACAGAUCUAAAUAUAACGGAAGAACAAUUAGUCCUGGAAAGACUACAAGCCCAGAAAGAACAAUGAAACGGUCAAGAUCUGUAAUGGAUAGAUCCUAUUCAACUAUUGGAAAUUACACGAGACGGCAAAAGCCCCAAAGAACACUAUCACACGAUUCCCAGAAUUCUAUUUGUGAUUCAGAAAAAGGUUCCAGAUCAAGUCUUCGGAGUUCUAGAAGUAGUAUUUGUAGCGAUACCACAAAGUCCAAGAAUGGAAUUAUUAAAGAAAAGGAUUUUUCGAGAAAAAUCGCUAAUUACACAAAUGGAGUAAGAGGAUUGACACGUAAUCUCAGGAAAAAAGGCCAAGAAAUUUAUGAUUCCACUCAAUCUGUUCCAUCAACCCCACUAGAAGAAACUAGAUUCAUAUCUAAGUUAGAGAGAUCAAGAAGAACGAAUUCUAAUCAUUCUGUAAAUAGAUACAGUCCUGCGGGAUCCAGGUCUCCAAGCAGCAGAUCUUUAUCUCGAAGAUCCAGUGAUGGUUCUACGGAUACGAAACGAAGUGGAAUAAGAUAUUCAUCUACUUCCACUAGAAAUGGGAUAUCGGGCAUAUCUAGAAGAAAACCUCAUUUGAUCCAAAAGUCUAGCAAUGUUGUUAAUGGUAAAAAUCUGAAUAAAACUCCAUCGCCUUCCAGUUCGCCCAACAGAAAAAUUGAUUCGAAAAGUUGUAAUUUUAUGAGAGCCACAUCUGCUUCUGCUGCAAAAAUUUCUUCUGGAAAAUCACAAGAAUUUUCAAUUUCUAAUCAAAGAUUGAGGACUAAACCUGUGCUUGGAACAAAAACGAGGUCUCCAAGUAGUAAAAUUCCAAUUAAAUAACACUGUUUGAAUUAUAUUUCUAUAAUGUGACUCUACAACAAGCAUUAAAAACAAUUCUAUAAAAUGGGGGGAUUAUUAAUAUUCAUAUUUUAUAUAAAAUCUAAUACGGAUUAUUACUAAUAAAGUACAACUUACUACUAAGAUACUCAGACCAAAAUAACAAUCAUUAUAACGUUCAUAUUUUUAAACAUAUUUUAACCAAUAAAGAUAACAUAAAUUAUAUUUUGUAAGAAUUUAAUUAAAAUGUAAAAAAAUUAAAUCUGCAUCAUGUAAUUUAAUGUACAUAAUCUCUAUUAUUUUUCUCAACAACGAGAGGACGUAGAUUUUUCACAAACUUUUAUAGCCACUUCUUCCAUAUUCUAAAAUUGAAAUUCUUUAAAAUUAUAAUUUGUGUAUUAUCACCACCAUUCGAUAUUUAAGUUUAUUUAUUUCAAUCUACUUAAUUUUCAAAUGACAUCUUAAAAAUUUUCGUGAUAUUUAUAUUUAAAUAAUAGACUACUUAAAAAUUGUUCUUUACUCCAAAAAUUAAUAAGUUUGAUCAUAUAUAAUGCUCUUCCAACCAUGACAAUUGUAUAAAUAAUUGUUAAAGUAAUUUUUAUAAUACACUUUUUAUAUAGAUUUUGUGAUACUAUAUAAUUUUGUACAGAAAAUUUACUAACAUGUAUCAAUUUAAUACAAAUAAA